GUUCGAUAUUCUUGAAACAUAAUGUUCAAGAAUAUCGAACAUUAUGUUUUGCACUGUUUGUUGUGCUUCCUUUCUUACUGUCUCAUGCAGCUAGAGAUGGAACAGACGUUGUGCACAUUGUGUUCAGUAGGUGUGCUAAUCAGGAAUAGAGAUCCCCUGAUCACUGCCAUAAUCGCAGAGCGCACCAUCUGUGAUGCUCUGAUGGCCGGCAGUCUGGCUGAGAGAGCUGGAUAACAGUGUGGUACUGCCCCUCUCUCUCCUGUCCUCUCUGGCCUGCUCUCUGCUCUGCCUUAAAUCUCCUGCUGUAUGACUUUUCUGUUUUACUUAACUGGAAUGACCUGGAACCACUUAUCACUGGCUUGCAGACACUUCUUAAGCUAUUACAAUAUAAAAAAAUGUAGUGCAAUUAAAAAAACAACAAAAGUCACAGUAUAAGUGAGGCCCCACCUCUGCAAUUAAAAAAAAAAGAAAAAAAAAAAAAAGAAGAUAUUUCUUGAUCAGUGUCUCUGUAGUGCACCGCUCCAAAUAAAUCCGCUGUCACCACAGAUCUGGAAAUAAUUGAGUGGGGCCUAUUAAAGUGCCACAGAUAAUGGGGAAUAAUAAAUAAAUGUGGGUAAUUUCAUUGCUGGAAUUUUGUCUGUUUUCCAUUUGCAGUCUCAGGUCGUAAACAGUACCAGUCACAUCUUUGGCAAUAAUGCACGGCGUCUUGCUGAGUUCAAAUAGAGUCGCAACUUGUUUGUGACGCCAUUCCCAGACUGUGACCUGAGAUAAGCACAGAGGCAUGUAACCUGCUGCAGUAAGCCGCUACACAAUGCAUCAACCCAGGAAAACUUUCAAUGCAUAAGUGAUCAGAAUGAAGAUAGGGGCACCCGUUGCUAUGACAACCUAUACGAAAACCCAUACAAAAAGAUGCGCUGGCUGUCACAUUGAUUCAGAGAAUCUGCCGAGAAUACAGAAGUUGGUAUCAGCCAAAGGCAGGCUGGCCUGCGUCUAUCUGGGAGUGCCAGGUUAGAGGCUUAUUGACCGUUUUUGACAGACUGACUAACAGACGAGUUUUUGGUAAAAUGGGCUGUGGGCCCAAAGUUCAAUUAAAAGUCCCGCUCCGUGUGACGCAAGCACAUUUGCCAAAUGGUGAGAAAAGUGCAAAUCGGUCUUCGUGCUUUCUCAGCAAUCUGCUUGUCCUUCAGGGAUAUUGAUGUCUCUGCCUUAACUCAUUUUUUUCAAAACUCCAUUUAGCGCUUCAGCAUUUAUCAUAUCCAGUCAGUUGGAAGGUAAUUUCUAGGUACCAAUACGCACCUGCUUUGCAAACCCAUAGCUACAUUUUGAGGUUUUAGCGGGGCUAUGAACGGUAAGUGUAACCACCUGCAUUUUUCUCCUGCUCUCGGAGCAGCUGAUGGGGGAGCGAUGUGGUUCUGGUUUUAAAUGUUCCUGCUUUCCUCUCUUUCAACCUUGCUCAUCAGGCAGCAUGUAAAGAGAGAUGCAUUUUAAAUCUGGAGACAUGACAUGGCUGUAGUCUUCCAUCAUGUACUGGUCAGAUAGCAUUUAGCGAUUGCUGUUUGAAGCAGAUAAGAGAUGAGUCAUAGAUUAAAGCAGUGGUAAACACUAACUGCUAGAAAACAGCGGAUUAUCUAAUUUUAAAUUCAAUUUGUGAAUGAGUCCCUCCCUUGUGAAGUGAGAGCGACUGACAAGCGACACAUCAGCACGGUGAAGGCAGAAAAUAAGCCAGCUAUAUUUAUGAGAGUUUACUGAGUGACUGAUGUGCUUACACUUUCUCCUCGGCUUGGUUCACAAUGUGAAUAAAUGUUUGCCUUCUUGCCUCCGUCCAAAUCAGUGAAUCAACUGAGCUCAAAGUGUGAAUGAGCGGCAGAGAGAAAGGGGAAGAGGCUUUCCCCGGGGCAGUGCCCGGGACAAUGUCAGGUUUGUCUGGCCCGAGUGCAUGAACACUAAGCUUUUCGGAACUGGCAGCUCGCCCCGGUACCUACCCAUCUCACACAGCUUCCAGAGCUGCCCAGCCCCGGAGCACUAAGCAUUUGUGCAAAGUUCAUAAGGCUUCCCUCUGUUUUUGUGGCCAUAAUGGCAGCUCCAUCCUGUUGUAGCUCAAAGAGUGUUAAGGGGCUCUGAGGGCCUGGAGCUGGCGUUGCAAAGGCGUGUGAGUGUUCUCAGUUACUGACUUUGGCUGGCUGCACUCAUUAUGAAAAGACUAGUGUCCCCCUGUAACCCCCCCUCCAAGUGGUAGUUCUGAAUCUCAAGCUCCAGCAUAAGCAUUUCCUUCAUCAGGUUUGCAUUUUAAAAGCAGUUUGCUGAAUAAAGACCUCAAACUAGUUUUAAAAAAACCAAACAACCAAACAAAAAAUACCUCUGCCACCUCUGCCACAAAGCAAAGAAUGCUCUGGACUAAAAUAUUCAGUAACUAAUGGAUGUAAGUGAAUGGUAAAUGGACUGGUUCUAUUCUAUUCACUCUACACAACAUGUCUCAUUCACCCAUGCAUUUCUUUCUGUGUCCAAGUACUUUAUGUAUAACAUUCAUUUAACAUGUGCGUAAUUUAUUUCUUAUUUAUUUAUGUCUUUUUUUAAUUGCAACAGGCCAAUAAGAUACAUUAGCUAGUUUCUAGCUUUCCUGUACAAAAAAAAUCCCCUGGCCUUAAAGUCUGGUUGGUGGGUCAGCGCAGGCCACUGGACUAGUAAUACACAUGCACAACCCCUGCUGUAUCUGCUCCACCUUAUACUUGUAUACAAUCCUCACGAGUGAUAACAACCUUGUCAUUAGCGUCAUCAAGUUCUGUCAAGCAGCAAUGCCUUUACCGUGGUUACGACCUGCAUCAGCAUAAUUCAAGCAUGACCCUCCUCCCCCCUUUCAUUUUCAAGUCUUUGACUAAGGUCCACACCAUACAUCAUCCAGACUGGGAGUCCUCCCUUCCCCCUUCAUGUGUUAUGAGAGAGAGAGAGAAUGGUUUGGUGGAGGACUCUUAUCAACAGUCUCAGCACUCUCUGCACACUAUGAUUUCCCCAGACGUGUCACCCACCCUCCACUCAAGUCUAUCUGUAUGGCCGUGAAGUUCCUGUUCACCAGUGUGAAACAAUCAGGUCCACUUGAAUUAAAGACAAAUUAAAAAAAAAAGAAACCAGUGGCUUUUCCACUUCUUACUGUGGGGAGAUAAGCCAUGGGAGCGUGCUUUAAAAGCUCCAACAAUGGCUAAUGCUGGGCGACAAUCUUCAGCAGCAUUAACAAAUAAGUAGAUUGUCGUUGGCUGACAGAAGAAGAUUGGAGCAAGAGCAAAGCUCAACAGAUUUUCACACAGCGGGUGAUCGGCACUCCCACCCUGCUUACUGUUCAUAUUUUGUUCUUCAGCUGGCCAUUGCAAAUUAACACAUUUUAUUGAGCCUUCAGGUGCACACGUCUCUGCUCAUGCUGAAGGGAGGUGGAGGGGCGAGAUGGAACUUGCAUUCCUCAACUCUCCUCUGAAUAGCCUUUAGAUCAGGCUUUGUGGGAAUGAUUGUCAGUGGCUUAAUGAGUGCAUUUGCCAAGCUGGAGGCUUUGGCAACAUGUAUGACUGCGGCGGCUCUGUACGUGUUCACCACUGGCUUCUGUGACACAACAGUGGACUGGGCUCAGCACGCUCUGUGUUUUCGUUCUUCUUUUUCUGCCAGACUCAGAGUUUUCCUGUCAUGCUUUCUUUUUAUUGGGAAUGUUAUUACCUAUAACGGAGUUGUUACCCUUCCCAUGGGCACCGGUGCCGAAAAUCAAGUGAAAGCUUGUACUGCAUCUUCACCAUAGUCAUGAACUGAAAACAAAGUGGAGAGCGUUAAUUUCCUGUGACUGUCCGAGAUCUCGACACUAUGAGGUUGCUGAGGAGCCCCAGACUGGCCACCGUGCUGUUGGUGGUUAUCUGUAUUUGUGCCUUUCAUACGACCUCAGCCAUUGACAUCCCGCUGGAAGUUUUAGGUCACAUAAACAUUGAGCAGCUGCCCACCAUCACAGCUCAGUCGCCCAGCACUCUCAUCGCCUUUCCCUUUGACGAAAGCUUCCCCGUGAUUUGUGAAGCCAAAGGGAAUCCCGAGCCAGAAUUCAGAUGGACAAAGAAUGACCAGGAAUUCGACCCCUUUCAAGACCCCCGCCUGAUGAAAGAAGAGAAUUCUGGGACCUUUGUGAUACCCAAUAAUGGGAACCUUACAGAGUACCAGGGAACCUAUCGCUGUUACGCCUCAAACAAACUAGGCAUCGCCAUAUCGAAGGAGAUUGAGUUCAUUGUGCCCAAUGUUCCUAAAUUCCCUAAAGAGACACUCGAUCCUGUCGUGGUAGAAGAAGGCCAGCCAUUUACUUUAAAAUGUGACCCACCUAACGGUAUACCUCCACUGCAGAUCUACUGGAUGACUAUUAAUCUCCAGCACAUUGAGCAGGAUCAGAGGGUGUCCGUGGGCCUGAACGGAGACCUUUACUUCUCCCACGCAGUGGAGAAGGACAGCAGGAGAGACUACUGCUGCUUCGCCUCCUUCCCCAGAAUACGAACGAUCGUUCAGAAGACCGCCAUGUCUGUCAUUGUCAAGACAAGAAAAAGUGACAGUUCUGAAAAUGCUAAUGCAAUUCUGGAAAGAAAACCGUCUCUUCUGACGCCCCCUGGUGGCAAAUCAGAGAUACAGCUGGUCAAAGGAGAGGACCUGAACCUGGAGUGUAUUGCUGAAGGAUUUCCAACUCCACAGGUUGAAUGGAUGAAAAUGGGCCACAAAUUUCCUAGUAAAGUGAGAUUUGAGAAUCAUGGAAAAUUGGUGAUUGUGCCAAGAGCUGAGCUGGAAGACAGUGGGAAGUACAUGUGCAAGGCAAAGAAUCCACUGGGAGAAGUUCAACAUACCUUCACCGUGACAGUCGAAGAGCCUCCAGAGUGGGUGUUUGAGCCUGAGAGUCAGCUCAGUAUGAUCGGCUCAGACGUGCACAUCAAGUGCUCUGCCAGUGGGAUUCCUCAGCCGACGACUACAUGGAGGGUGAACGGUGGACCUCUGCAGGAGUCCCCAGCACGAAACAGGAGGGUAAUUGGUGACACCAUAGUUAUACAUAAUGCCCAAGUUUCUGACAGUGCUGUCUAUCAGUGUGAGGCCUCCAAUAGACACGGAACCAUUCUGUCCAAUGCAAACAUCAUGAUCAUGAAUCUGCAGCCCAUGAUUUUAACAAGUGAGGGGGAGGAAUACUCUGUUGUGGAGAGGAAGGGAGUGACGAUGCACUGCAAGGUCUUCAGCUCUCCUCCUUCUACAAUCACUUGGAGCAAAGACGACUCCCCUGAAUCUGUUCAUGGACCCAGGUUUACUGUUCAUGAAAACGGGUCACUGAAGAUCUACAAUGUGGAGAGGGGUGACACAGGACAGUACACGUGUUUGGCCAAAAACACAGAGGGAUCAUCUGCUAUCAAUGCCAUGCUUUAUGUAAAAGAUCCCACUCGAAUAGUAGUGGCCCCGGCGGACCAGCGGAUCCUAAUAGGUACCACGGCCCAGCUCUCAUGCCUGGCGGAGUACGACAAGUCCUUCAGCAAUGACUUUGAGCUCCUGUGGGAAAAAGAUGAUAUGGAGAUAGCCCUCAACUACACUGAGAAUUCAAGAUACUUUGUGGAGAACGGUGUUUUUCACAUCAUGAAUGUGAGCCACAGUGACCAGGGUGUGUACACAUGUGUGGCAAAAACUCCAGCGGACCAAGACGUGGCCUCAGCCCUCCUCAUGGUGUUAGAUGUCCCCGAUGCGCCGGAGAACUUGGUACUGUCUGACCGCAAGGGCAGAAAUGUGACGCUGAAAUGGGUCCCCGGGGACGACCACAACAGCUCAACCACAGAGUUUAUUAUCGAGUACGAGGAGAGCCACUGGGAACCAAGCAACUGGAAGGAGCUGCUCCGAGUACCUGGGAACCGCAACUCUGCUGAGCUCAAGCUCAACGGCAAUGUCGACUAUUGCUUCCGAGUGUCCGCCGUGAACGCUGUGGGAACCGGGCGUCCUAGCGAGGCCACAGAGAGAUACAAAACUCCUCCAGAAGCCCCUGACAGGAACCCUGAAAAUAUCAGAAUCGAAGGUCAUUUGCCACAUGAAAUGGAUAUCAAAUGGGAGCCCCUGUUACCAAUUGAGCACAAUGGUCCCGGCUUGGAGUACAAGGUGAGUUACAGACGACAAGAUGUGGAAGAAGACUGGAAGGAGAACACAGUGAAGAGACACUCAUUCGUGGUGAAGAACACCCCAACUUUUGUUCCCUACGAAAUAAAGAUCCAAGCCAAGAAUCGUCAGGGCUUUGGACCUGAGCCCAAGUUAGUGACUGGCUAUUCAGGAGAGGACUUUCCCUCUGCUGCACCUGAUGAUGUAGCUGUGGAGGUGAUGAACAGCUCCGUGGUCAAGGUUAGCUGGACACGAGUACACAAGGACAAGUUACAUGGACAUCUGGGAGGCUACAGGAUAAGUUGGUGGCGUCUGCGCAGUCUGGUGGACUCAAAGAAAAGUCCCGGAGAUAAACACACGCUGGCAGUCCCCGGGGAUAAGAACCACGCCACGGUACCAAUUCUGACGCCCUUCUCCGAGUACAGCCUCAUCGUCAUGACCUUCAACGGGCGGGGCAACGGCCCAGGCAGUCAUCCCGUCAACUUCAAAACCCCAGAGGGAGUCCCAGAGAAAAAUCAUGAUUUCAGGGUCACAGAUGUACAGAGGCACACUGUCUCUUUGGCCUGGGAGCCGCCGUUGGAGCCUAAUGGGAUUCUCAUUGGCUACCUCCUUAAGUACCAUCUCAUCAAUGACACAGAAGAAGUGGGACCACUGCAGACAGUAGAUAUUAGCAAACCUGAGACCACCACGUGGAUCCUGCGUGACUUGGAGCCUUUGAGUAAAUACAAGUUCUACCUGUGCUCCUGUACCACGGUGGGCUGCGGGCCUGACGUCAGCGACGAGUGCACCACCACCCUGGAAACAACUUCCAUUUUGGCUCCUGCUGUUGGCCUCAGCAAGUCAGCUUCCCCCUCACCUCCAAGCACUCCAAAGUCCCCUGUGACCAAACCCACUCGUUCCACCAUAGGUCUGGCCAGCAUUCACGGAGGAAUAUCUACCAAGGGCUGGUUUAUCGGGCUGAUGUGCGCCAUUGCUCUCCUCACACUCAUUGUGUUGAUCGCCUGCUUUGUCAACAGAAAUAAAGGAGGGAAGUAUUCCGUAAAAGAAAAAGAAGACCUUCACCCAGACGUGGAGUCGCAGGGCAUGAAUGACGACACAUUCUGUGAAUACAGCGACAACGACGAGAAGCCACUGAAGGGCAGCCAACACUCGCUGAGCAGGGAGAUCAAAGCGGUGGAAAGCGGGGACAGCCUGGUGGACUACGGCGAUGAGGACGCGCAAUUCAACGAAGACGGCUCCUUUAUCGGCGAGUACGCCGGGCGGAAGGAGAAGAGGGCGUCCGCUGAGAUCAAAGCCACCAUUCAGACCCCAGCAUGAGGAGCAGAACGGGCCAUCCAGUUUCCACGAAAGCUGUCGGAACAAAAAAAGAAAAACAGGAAACAGACAUUAUUCAUGCGGAGCGCAAGUUCUGUGUCAAACGUAAUGUGUCGUUGCCAAGUGCACACUGCCAUUCUCAUUUUAUACAGCUCUGUUUUGUUAAGUUGCAACAGAAUGACCAUUACUAAAUACGGUGUAUAUAUAGUGUAUAUUGUAUGUGUGGAGUGUCUUUUUUUAUAAUUAUUAUUACUCAAAAUUUUAGAGGGCUUUGUUUUUAUUUCCUUUCCUUCAGCUGCAGUACUCUUUGUACUCCCCUCUCCACUGUGCAUCGUUAUAUGCAGCUUUGCCUCUGGUGUCACCUUGUAGCAGGCCACAGACAAAGUGGGGAUAUCAAGUUGAUAUUUUUUCAAUUGGAACGUAUAUUACUGACCUUUUAUAUUUGAAAUGGAGUCAUUGAAUAUGAUGUAAGAUGUGUAUAAAGGUUUGCUUAUUAACUUAUUUUUUUCCAGUGGUUUUAUACCUGACAGAAUAAUAAGACAGUUCACAUAUCAUUGCAUAUUAUAAAGACCACUUCCUGCUCCUGAAUCUCCUUGUGAUGUUAGGAUAUAUUAUUUAGUUGUACCUUGUUUAGAAACAUUUGAGCUGUUAGUUUAAAUCACACAUUUACUGUAACAGCCAAGCGGUGCUUCAGCAGAUUUGGGGUAAAAAGUUUCAGAAAUGUAAUCUAUUACAGGUUGAUAUCAUUAAAUAACUAUACGCAUAACCCAGUCUUGAUUAAAUUGGAUUUAACCACCAGUGUGUUGAGUUUUACAAACCAAGAAUGAGCAGAUCAAUACAAUUUAUUGUCAGUUUGUUCAAAAUAAAGCUGAGAUAGGGGAAAGAAGUAGCCCUAGCAUACAAAGAAAAACUUAGGAAUGCAUUAUGGUACAAACAUGAAGGAUGUGUUGAUCUUUUCAUUAGUGAGGGCCUGUUCCUUUUUACAUUGCUACUUUAUUAAAUUAGUAAUACAAUGUCAAUUAUUUUUUAGAGAUGAUGAAAAAAUAUCAACAAAAGCUAAGGUUUUUUAUUUUUUUAUUUGUAUCCUGCAAAUGGAAGCUGUGGCAUCACUAUGUCACUGUCAGAAGUACCUGCAAUGGAUUACAGGCUUCUUUUUGUCAAUCAGAUUACUCUGGUUUUAAUAUUUGCCAUCCACCUGCACCGCUAAUUCAGUGUGCUAUAGUGAAGUGUUAUAUUGGUUUUGUUAAGCCCUACUUUGAGUAUGCUGCCACUCCAAAACAGAAUCACUUCUGUUGUUCAUUAACAUUAGCAACCUGAUCGGGAAAACUGCAGUGUUUUGUAAAAGUUCACUCAUUGCAUUGCAUGUUAUAAAUGUUAAUUGGUGUUUUUCAAUGUUAUUAAAUUGCUUUACUUUCCUA
This is a messenger RNA of Haplochromis burtoni (Burton's mouthbrooder), 8855 nucleotides long. It is a transcript of the gene chl1b, whose product is annotated as cell adhesion molecule L1-like b. Gene Ontology annotation, biological process: cell-cell adhesion. The record is from RefSeq and is a predicted model, not a curated record. Lineage: Eukaryota; Metazoa; Chordata; Actinopteri; Cichliformes; Cichlidae. The transcript has 29 exons. The coding region runs from base 3838 to 7440 and encodes 1200 amino acids. Gene Ontology annotation, molecular function: protein binding.